This is a messenger RNA of Dioscorea cayenensis subsp. rotundata (Guinea yam), 1336 nucleotides long. Its product is annotated as serine/threonine-protein phosphatase PP1-like. Gene Ontology annotation, cellular component: nucleus; cytoplasm. The record is from RefSeq and is a predicted model, not a curated record. NCBI's taxonomy places the organism in Eukaryota, Viridiplantae, Streptophyta, Magnoliopsida, Dioscoreales, Dioscoreaceae. Gene Ontology annotation, molecular function: protein serine/threonine phosphatase activity. The coding region runs from base 84 to 1079 and encodes 331 amino acids. The transcript is spliced from 4 exons.
UAUCAAAUCGAUUCAUUCUCUUCUUCGUCUCUCUCGAUCUCGCGAUCGAAACCCUAGAAAUAAAGAAGAGGAGAAGAGAAUCGAUGAGCAGGAUGAUGAUGACGAUGAGCUCCAUGGAUGCAAUGAAUACCGUAGUGCUGGAUGAUAUCAUACGGCGGUUGCUCGGCGGAGCUCGUUCUGGGAAACAGGUCCAGCUCUCGGAGGCUGAGAUCCGCCAGAUCUGUGUUGAAAGCCGACGGAUUUUCUUAUCCCAGCCUAAUCUCCUUGUCCUUAAGGCACCUAUCAAGAUCUGCGGUGAUUUACAUGGACAGUUUGCUGACCUCUUGAGGUUGUUUGAAUGUGGUGGCUUUCCUCCUUCUUCAUCUUAUUUAUUCCUCGGGGACUAUGUUGAUCGGGGGAAACAAAGCCUAGAGACGAUUUGUCUGCUUCUUGCUUAUAAGUUAAAAUACCCUGAUAAACUCUUUCUUUUGAGGGGAAAUCAUGAAGACCCAAAGAUAAAUCGAGUUUAUGGCUUUUAUGAUGAAUGUAAAAGGAGGUUUAAUGUACGACUCUGGAAAAUAUUCACUGAUUGCUUUAAUUGUCUGCCUGUGGCUGCACUUAUUGAUGAUAAGAUACUUUGUAUGCAUGGUGGCCUUUCGCCAGAUUUGAACAGUCUGGAGCAAAUAAAAGAUAUUGAGAGGCCGACUGAAAUUCCAGAGAGUGGUCUUCUUUGUGAUUUGCUUUGGUCUGAUCCUGAUUCUGGUACUGAAGGGUGGGGAAACAGUGAUCGAGGGGUGUCUUGUACUUUCGGAGCAGAUAAGCUUAUAGAGUUUCUAGAUAAACAUGAACUUGAUCUUAUAGUACGAGGUCAUCAGGUGGUGGAGGAUGGGUAUGAGUUUUUUGGACAACGAAGAUUAGUCACAAUAUUUUCAGCUCCUAACUAUUGUGGGGAUUUUGAUAAUGCUGGUGCAUUAUUAAGCAUUGAUGACUCCCUGCUUUGUUCAUUUGAGAUAUUGAAACCUAUACUUAAAGCCAUACCUGGCGGCUCUAACACAUUAAGAUCACUACCCAAGAAGUCUUCUAAAGGUGGAAAGGUCUGAAGCUACUUGAAUAACCUGAACAUGGAGGUUGGCUUAACUUUAGAUGAUAUCUGUAAAUUGGUUUGGGUCCAGAAGAGGCCAUGUUAAUAAUUUUAUUGAUUGAUUGUCCUUCUCCAGUUUGAGACUCUUGAAGUCUUAGAAUAUAUCUGUAAAUGAAUGGCAAAAAUCUCCCUCAGCUGUACAGUAGUUAAAGUUUUCACCAUUUUUGUUCAUCUGUUCCUCGUCAUGACAAUAGAUGCUUUUCUGAGGAUUUUCUU